AUGGAGGAGGAGGAUUACAACAUCUCCCUCAGCUAUUACGAUGAGUACCUCGAGGACACAGCCUCCAUUGUCGUCUUGGAAGAGGUGUCCCCCCACCGGGAAGUCACAGUGGCCAGGACCUUCCUGGUGGUGGUGUACAGCGUCGUCUGCUUCCUCGGGAUCCUGGGCAACGGCCUGGUCAUUGUCAUCACCACGUUCAAGAUGAAGAGGACCGUGAACACCGUGUGGUUCCUCCACCUGGCCGUGGCCGACUUCCUGUUCAACGUCUUCCUGCCCUUCCACAUCGCCUACGCCGCCAUGGACUACCACUGGGUGUUCGGGAAGGCCAUGUGCAAGCUCAGUAACUUCCUGCUCAUCCACAACAUGUACACCAGCGUCUUCCUGCUGACCGUCAUCAGCUGCGACCGCUGUGUGGCCGUGCUGCUCCCGGUCUGGUCCCAGAACCACCGCGGGGUCAGGCUGGCCUACAUGGCGUGCACGGUGAUCUGGGUCUUGGCCUUCUUCCUGAGCUCUCCGUCCCUCGUCUUCCGGGACACGACCAAUCAUCACGGGAAGAUCUCCUGCUUCAAUAACUUCAGCCUGUCAGCAGCCUCACCAUCUGCUCAUGGGGAACCGGACUCCACCGCGUACACUCGGCACGUGGUGGUGACCAUCACCCGCUUCCUCUGUGGCUUCUUGAUCCCUGUCCUCAUCAUCACAGCCUGUUACCUCACCAUCGUCUGCAAACUGCAGCGCAACCGCCUGGCCAAGACCAAGAAACCCUUCAAAAUCAUCGUCACCAUCAUCAUCACCUUCUUCCUCUGCUGGUGCCCCUACCACACGCUCUAUCUCCUGGAGCUCCACCACACCAAGGUGCCUGGCACCGUCUUCAGCCUGGUCUUGCCCUUUGCCACCGCCCUUGCCAUUGCCAACAGCUGCAUGAACCCCAUUCUGUAUGUGUUCAUGGGUCAGGACUUUAAGAAGUUCAAGGUGGCCCUCUUCUCCCGCCUGGCCAAUGCUCUGAGCGAGGACACAGGUCAUUCCUCCUUCCCCAGCCACCGGAGCUUUACCAAGACGCCAUCGAUGCAUGAAAAGGGCUCCACGCAUGAGCGAGAGACCAGCGUGCUUUGA
Elephantulus edwardii (Cape elephant shrew) is the source of this 1110-nucleotide messenger RNA. RefSeq names its product chemokine-like receptor 1 (gene CMKLR1). Lineage: Eukaryota; Metazoa; Chordata; Mammalia; Macroscelidea; Macroscelididae. Gene Ontology annotation, biological process: positive regulation of cytosolic calcium ion concentration; regulation of calcium-mediated signaling; complement receptor mediated signaling pathway. Gene Ontology annotation, molecular function: complement receptor activity; G protein-coupled receptor activity. The transcript has a single exon. The coding region runs from base 1 to 1110 and encodes 369 amino acids. Gene Ontology annotation, cellular component: plasma membrane. The record is from RefSeq and is a predicted model, not a curated record.